This is a messenger RNA of Funneliformis geosporum, 1329 nucleotides long. The record is from the annotation of a GenBank genome assembly. NCBI's taxonomy places the organism in Eukaryota, Fungi, Glomeromycota, Glomeromycetes, Glomerales, Glomeraceae.
AUGAGAGCAUUUCAUUUUUCAUGGCUUUCAUUUCUUACGGCAUUUACAGGCUGGUUCGCAAUUGCACCCCUCAUGCCAUCUAUUAGAAAAGAUCUCAAGUUAACACCCGAUCAAAUUGCUGAUAGUAAUAUAUCAAGCGUUUCUUCCACAAUCAUUUUCCGUGUUUUGGUUGGACCAUUAUGUGACCGCAUUGGACCAAGACGUGUUAUGUCCGUAUUACUCAUGGUAGGCGCUAUACCUGUGGGCCUUAGUGGUUUGGUACAGAGCGCUGAAGGAUUAAUCGCUGUACGUUUCUUUGUUGGAAUCCUUGGUGCAACAUUUGUUCCUUGUCAAUUCUGGACGACUCAAAUGUUUAAUAGUAAUGUGGUUGGAAGUGCUAAUGCUUUAGUAGGAGGUUGGGGAAACAUGGGAGCUGGUAUUACUUACGUAUUAAUGCCUUUAAUCUUUGAUGCCUUCUUUGUUACUGCCGGUAUAAGCGAAUCAUUAUCAUGGCGUGUCACUCUAAUAUUUCCUGCUCUCCUUUGCUUUGUUAUUGGAUUAUGCGACUUUCUUUUCACUGUUGAUUGUCCACAAGGUGAUUGGCUUCACCCCACCACUGAAACUGCUUCGGAAGUUCAUAAAGCCACUUCAGAUAAGAAAGAUGAUAUUAGGAGCAUUGACGAGACAGAAAAACAAGCUCAUCAUCAAGCACCACCAAGGCCCGGCAUGAAACAAUUCUUAUUGGCACUUAAGGAUCCAAACGUUAUCAUUUUAAUGUUCAUGUACGCUUGUUCUUUUGGUGUAGAACUUGCCGUAGAUAAUGUUUUGGCGGUUUUCUUUCAUGACCAUUUUAAUAUUUCACAAAAAAGUGCCGGUUUAAUCGGUUCACUUUUUGGUUUGAUGAAUUUAUUUUCACGUGCUACUGGAGGUUUCAUUUCUGAUUAUGCAAAUGAAAAGAUGGGAAUACGUGGUAGAAUGCUUGUACAAUUUAUUGUAUUAUUAUUGGAGGGUUUAUUCUUGCUUAUAUUCCGAUUUAGCUUGCAUAAUUUAGGAGAAGCAAUUGUCAUUUUAAUCAUAUUCAGUUAUUUCACUCAGGCAUGUUGCGGUACGUCUUUUGGUAUUGUGCCUUUUGUGGACCCCGCAAUUGUGGGAGCUAUAUCAGGCUUGAUCGGUGCCGGAGGAAACAUUGGUGGCGUAGCAUUCAACGCAGUAUUCAAACUUUAUUCAGGUGGUGACACCCCAAUUGGGUUUAUGGUACUUGGCAUCGUAGUAAUGGUAGUUUCAUUUUCAACAUUUUUAUUAAAAAUUGAUGGAAGAAGAUUGAUUGAAUUUAAAAAAUCAUACUCUUGA